UAUAACUCCCUUCACACAGCCAUUCUAUUUUUUGCCAGUCUAUAAUGUUGUUAAAAUGAAAGUUUUAAAAGAAAUUCAUACUUUCCCACGUUUAAACAGUCCAAUCUGUUUUGGGUGCCUGCCGACACCAUAAAUGGUCGAAGGAACAUACUUUUGUCCUGAGUCACAAUAUUAAUUAUCCAGUACUAGUUAUAAUUCAAUCGUGCGACAAUCACUCACUUGGUUCUUAGUAAGUUAGUCAUUUUUAACAAUAUAUCUGAAUGUCUGACACUACACAAUGUCUUAUGGACACGAUGAAGGGCCAGUCUAUUACAGGGAAAUACAAAAGAAUGCAUAUCUUAAGAGGGUUUCGAAUGAAAGCAGUGGGAGUAAGCUCAGACCAUUGGGUCAUAAGAAAGUGCCACUCAAACCGAUGUGGACAGUAUUCUGCGUACACAACGGCCGCACCCCAUUCCUCGAGCAGUACCCCGAGGCGGAGUCCUCAGCGACCCUCGCACACAAGCCCGUGUGGAGGGCCUGCCUCCGUACUGCCAGGCACGUGACCGCCAGCGUCAAGCCGAGGGCCGGCGUGGAGCAUGAUUUUCUUAUUGAUACAGACCAUGGGCCUGUGAGGAUGAUAGCUCCCGACUGGGAUUCCAUGCAAGACUGGGUGACGACGCUACGCAACAAGCUCCACGAGUUGAAGAUCUUGUCCAAAGGCGAAAACGUAUACUGUGCCGCGCCAGCUGCGCCGGUGCCUCGUGCCGCCGCGCGUGACCCCACCAGUCCUCUGCCGCCCACGCCUCCUGUGCCGCCUGACAGAGUACCAGGCAUAGAACUAAUUCCGUCUGUCCGUCCACCCCCCGAGGAACCACCACCUCCAUCCCCUCCCCCGCCAUCCCCUCCACCUUCGAACACAGUCGACAUAUCCAACUGGGACGAAAACCCCCAACCGAGUACGAGCCAAGAGAUGCAGCAACCGAAGAGUGUCACCAAAAUAUGUGGACAAAAUAUAUGCUUGGACGACUCUAUAUUGAAACGUAACACAGAAGUGACCGACAGUGAUGAGGAGUUCUUCGCAGAAGUGGAUCGGAUACACUCAUCAGUGGACGUAGACGAGUACAGGAAUAUGGAUGAUCCGCACAGUUACGGAGAGAGGUUCGAAGAGUUCAAACAGACUGUGGUCGUGGGAGAAGAGGAUUCUAGCCAUACGAGUGGCGUUGAUAAUGUCUCAAGUGACCACCCAGCAACGAACAUAACCGUCAUACAAGUAUCAAAUAAACCACCACACACAGCUAUACCAGUCCUGGGUCCGGAAACUGACGUAUUCAAUUUCAAUUUCGAACAAAAGCUCUCGAUCCAACCCGAUCAGCCGUUCGUCAACAUCGUUAACACAGAAGUCAAUGUUACCACUACAGAAAACGGUUAUGGAACAGUCUACAAAGACAACGAGUAUGGCCACCUCAGUUUGACAACAACUGUCAACCUGACAGAUGUCAAAGUGACAGAUGGAGUGUACGAGAGGCUGUGUAUGGCUUCGACGUCCGCCGAGAAUCCAAUAAACAAAUUGAGGCAUAGUGAUAAAAUCCGAAAGUCGUCGCUACCGAAUUUAGACAUAGAAUCCACUUAUGAAUAUUUAUUUCCCAAUAAUAAUAGAACAAAUAUAAGGUUAUGUACAGACAGUAAUGAUGGUAACCAAGCUAAUACUAAUGUUCGAAAUUCAAAUGGCCAAGUCGAUUCUGUUGGUGGAAGUCAUUCCAAUUCUAAUAUUUCGAAUGGAAUAAGUCAGAGUAAUUCCAAUACUGAUGGAAGUAGUCGAGAUAAUUCUAAUUCUAAUUCUAACGGUGGAAGUACGAGAGAUAUUACCAAUCGUAAUACAAGAGAUGAAGCUAAUGAAAAUAGACAGAAAAAUAUUACUGUUAGUGUGUCCAACGCUGUGCCAACGGAAAAUGAGCCUUCAGCUAGGGUGUUAAGGUCUAAUGUAGAAAGAUCGUACAGUCAAAACGCAUAUGACACGUCGGAUAGAAUGAGACAGCAUCUAAUUAGAAGAGUGCAGAAUAUUAGCCCUAAAAGGGACAACAAGAAUGAUAAGUCGGAAGUGAGCCAACCGAAACCGAUAUGGAAACGCGGAUUGACUGAACUGUCCUUGUUGACAAGGUUGAGAGGUAUAGCCAAUGGGAAACGACAGGAGAGCCCCACCAGGCACGAGGUGGAACGUAGUGAAAGUCAACGGGUAGUGACGUCCCCUGUGAAGGUGGUGCGUCGUUCGCGACCAGAAGCCAGGGUAGACAGCACUAGGAGAAGAAGUAGCUCUUUAAGCAAUGGCCAGUCCCCGCCAGCAGCCCCGCUGGCUGCACUGGCCGCGCCGCCGGCCACGCUGGCGCCGCUGCGGGCGCGGCAGGCGGCGGCACUACGCGCCGAACAGCGGCGCGGCGCCGCCGUGCCCGCCGCCGUGUCGGCGCGGGACCCGCCCGUCUUCGCCGACUACGACGGACACGUCUGGGUGGCGCGGUGGGGCGGCAGUGGAUGGCGCGCGGGUGGCCGCAGUGGUGACCGCGUGGCGGCCGUCCGAGCCAUGCAGCCGCGCGACGCAGCCCACGCUCGCCUACUGCUGCGGGCUGACCCCGCACAUCCGGUUGACAUGCUGUUUUAUCGCGUGCCUUUAGGAAAAAUUUACGUGUUGAAUAGGAGAGAAAACGAGAGUUUAGGUAUUAAGCUGGAUAACGAGUGCAAUAUAGUGUCAGUGGACCGCGCGUCGGCCGCGGGUCGUGCAGGGCUGCCCCUCGCGGGCCGCUGGGCGCUCACCGAGGUCAACAACCGCCCGCUCACUCUGCUUAAGGGUGGAGAAGAAGAGAUGAACCGUCUCGCCAUGCACGGCUCGGAGAUCUCAAUACUCAUACAACCGGCGGCUCUAGUCAAGAAACUGCGUGCAGCCAUCAAAGCAAACAAAACCCUCAUGUCCAUGAGAUAAGGUUUAAAUUCCUUUGGAGUUUGAUGAGUGAAUGAAGGAAUGAAAGCUAUCGGUCAGGUCAAUGAACGAUGUAAUGACGUUUACACGAUGGACGAUUAGUUGUAUUGUUUUGUUUUUUUUUUUUUUUUAUCGCACAAGACACAAAACGCAAGUCUAUUAUUGGGAAUAAGUUGAAAUAUUUGAAAUGUCAAAUUUAAUUGAUUUUUGGCUAUUUUAAAUUCAAAUUUACAGUGAUAGUUUAAAAAUAAUUUUAUCCCGUGAUUAUUAAUAUGUUAAGAGUGUGUUUUUUUUUAAUAAUCAAUCGGAAAUAUUGAAAAUUGUUAACAAGUUGAAAAAUUUAAUUUUUGAUAUCUCUAUGCACUGGGACACUGGAUGGGAACCCAUAUCGCUAGUUUAUCGUAGUCCUGGCAACUGAGUUUCCAGUUACACCGCGAAAGGGUUUUUUUUUUUGAAAAAUUUUUCAACCUGUUAAUAUAAUUUAUGAUAUUUCAAUGUAAUAACUACCGGUUCAACUUAAUUUCACGCCACAGCUGCCUACGAUUAAGGGUUACGAAUUGAUACUGAAACUAGUCGAGCUUUCUCGAUAUAAUUACAGGUAAAUCUAACCAGUAGUUAUUAUAUUAAAAUAUAAUAUGUGAUUACAAAACUUUGAUAGUUAUUUUUUAUUUCCAAAUGAAGAGUUAGACAUAUUUGAAAUAUUUUCUAAAUAAACUAUUCUAUUGAUUUUGAAUGUUCACAUACAAUUUUGACGUUGCUUUACUCUCUUAUAGUUAUUUCCUGCCUUUUUGUAUUAAUAUGGCGGAGAGAAAUUAAACACAACAUGGCCGAAUCACUAACCAUAGACAAGAAGCAGUUACCCGCCAAAUAUAUAGUUAUUAUAAAAAAAAGCCGGUCAAGUCAGAAUCGGACUCGUGCAACGAGGGUUCCGUACAAAAUCAUCAAGUUUAUAAUUUCUUUUUUGUGAAAUAACUACAAAUUUUACUGUUUUCGGAUUUUUUCCUUUACUUGUGCUAAGUGAUGGUUUAAGAGGAACGCUGAUGCUCAUCUCUCGACUGUUAAGUUCCCUUAGUCGCUUACGACAUCCACCAGUAAGGAAUGAGUGGCCCAUUCUAUGCCGGGACCACACGGCAAGGCUGUCUUAUGAUUUUUUAUUAAGAUUCAUUGGAGUUGUUUACGAUAAGUUCUAUUUCACAGAUCUCUUGCACAUGUAAUAAAAACACACAAGUAUUAUAUAGGCUACGGUAAUCGCUUACCAUCAGGUGGGCCGUAUGCUUGUUUGCCACCUCAGUGGUUGAUAUGCAACUAUUUGUUAAGCAAUUUUGAUUGUGAUAUAUAUAUAUACAUAUAUAUUUUAUUAUUAGAAAGGGUAUUUUUACAUUUUACACAUAACAUUUUUACACUGUACUUUUAUACUCUAUGGCAAUAUACUAUUUUUUAUCUAUAAGUGAUACUAAGAGUGGGCAAUAUAUAGCAGUAUCUAUAUAUUUUAAUUGCAAUAUUGAUGCAAUAUAUAUCCAAAAAAAAAAAUUGGAUAACAGACUUUUAACAUAUUCGAAAAUAGAUAUCCGACCGGUAUAGGCGAUAUCGAAAUGGGUGGUGACCUUUCCGCCAUCGAUAUCCAGAGGAAACCCAAUAUAUAGAUAUCGGAUUGGUAUCCAUUUUACCAUUGCAUUAGUGAUAUAACGCGAAGACUUCUUACCUACAGUUGUUCACAUUCAUGACUGUUUCUAUAUUUGCUUUCAAGGAAGCAUCGCAGUCAUGUGUCGGCCUAAUAUGUAGUCGUGUUUGUACGCAGUUUGGUCAAGCUUUGAAAGUUCAAUUUUUUUUAACCGGAUAAAAAAACUAAGAGUUUGUAUGUUCGGCUCUAUGUAUUUUUCAAACCACUUCGAAAACAUGGAAGUUUUUAAUUCGAUUGUGUUUUUAUUUUAUGUUUUGUUACUUUAUAACUCUGUCAGUUGUAAACCGAUUUGGAAUUUCUUUUUUUUUUUUUCUAAAAAAGGGUAUAUUUACAGUUUGGUCCCGUAGGAUUUUUAUCAAAAUUGAAUUUUUUAAAAAAUAUACUUUUUUUAACAAAUCCCAUACCGUAGUUUCUAGGGAAAACUUCGGCAGGUAGCUCAUUACACAAUUGAGCAUUCACAGAAGAAAAUUCCUUUAAAACCGCACUGUAUUAUUCCUAUAAGAAGAAAUAGGCCCGGUAGGUGGCGCUAAGGAGCAAAAUAACGUUUACCUGAUUACCUAGCGAAUAAUAAAUAGAAAUACUGAUUGCAUAAAUUUACUUUACAAUACUUUCAUUGACCAAACUUGUACCUUGUCUACCAUAAGAAUAAAUGUGCUGCGUAGAAAUAACACCUAUAUACUUCAUGGAUGCGGCUAUGCAUCCAAAAUGCAUGAUUUCCCUCUUCAGACCCUGCAUAGGUCUGGAGAGAUGCCAAAAAAUUACCAUGUAACAAUAUGGCGCGACUCCAGCGACACACGUGCGACAGAGCGAGCCACGCGUCCUCAACGACGUCUGUCACCCGCGAGCGCUGACUAUCGACUGGCUUAGCUCGCAACAGCACGCGGGCCGGCCGCGCGACGUUCUUGUUAUUAUUAUUGAAUUCACGGGAGCGUUCAUUCUACCCGCAUAUUUAUUCUAUUAUUUGUACUAUUUUUAUAUAUACAUUAAUAAGUAAAUCAAACGGCAGCUAACAUAGAAAGUAAGAUUUGCAAUACAAAUAUAUAUUUUAAAACUAAACGAAACAAUAUUUACUAGACUUCUUUAUAUGAGAAACUGUGGGAAUUCCAAAAAGUGGCUAAAAAACUGUUUGACUGAUUUUUAAAGAAAUAUACAAGGAUAUAUGCUUUUUGCAUAUUUGUACUAAUAUGUACACAUAUUUGUACUAAUGAAUAAAUAAAUAAAUAAAAAAUAUAUGUUUUUUAAAACAUUUUUUUGUAAUCUACAAGUGCAAUGAUAUAAGAAGUAAAUACCUAAGUUAUUAGUAAUGGCGACGUGUAAGUUGUACGGGCGGCACAGUGUAUACACUUGUGUGUGUAUGUCCAAGGUGCUGUACAUGUCGACGGCCACCUUUUCAUCAGGUGUACCGCCAGUUUCUUUGUCCUUUCCAUUAAGAAGUACAUUUUUAUAAACUCCACUGAUUUUUAUAGGAAAUUAAUGUGAAUUAAUAAUUUAAUUUAAUAUUUCUUAAUAAUAAUAAUGCGUGAAAUGAAACGCAAAGAAUUUCGGUUGUAAUCGGGACCAAAUUUUGAAAAAUUGUAAAAUUAAUUUAAUAAUCUUGGAGGAUUCAACACGAGAGGGGCGACUCGAAUGUUUUUUUCUACCGUAAGCUUAGAAGAGUCGAAUAUUAGCUAAAACUACAUGCAUUUAGCCAUAACCGCUUACCAUCAGGUGGGCCGUAUGCUUGUUUGCCACCUUAGUGGUAUAAAAAAAAUCGUGUCUUAAAGAUUUGUUAUUUGAAAGAAUAGCUAUCGAGUUGGAAAUAAGUCAUCUAUCUUCGAAUUUAAAACUUUAGUAAAGCGGAUAGAAUUAAUUACAAAAUCUACAUAAUUGUUUCAGCAUAGACUCUGAUCGGUAAUUGGUUAGGGGGACUGUACAAAAGUCGAUAGCUUGGGUACCUCUGUCCCAUUCGUGUUUCAACCGUGAAGCAGUUGUGUUUGCACGGCUGUGUUUCGGUUUGAAGGGUGGGAUAUGGCGUGAAUUACUGGGUACGGAGGAAUAACACCUGAGCCCUCAGGAAUGGCAACGCAUGGGGGGUAUUUUUUUUUUAGUGGAUAGCAAUAGAAUGGUAAACCCGCCUGCGUUUACGGUAUAUACACGCUGGCGGGGCACCAGUGAGGGAUGAUAGGGGAGAACGAAAAGGCAGUUCAGUUAGUCCAUCGUGAUGAAUUCACUUGAAAUCGUACACGAUGGUUUCCAGGAGGGACCGCGAGGAGGUCGACCCGGCGGGGUGUAUUGCUAGCAAUGGGGCUACUAAUCCCCAUUUUUAAUAAUCAUUUCUCUCUUGGAAGUUUUGUUUGUACGUGUUGUCUCCUCUCUGUGUUGAAUUCUUGUUUUCAUAAUGGAUCUCUAUCGAAUAUCAAUUAAUUUAUUUAAAAAAAAUAAUUCUGUAUUUAUUGGCAAAUUAUAAUCAUUAUAAAAAAUUUAUUUACUCAUUUUAGUUUUAAGUUUAUUUUGUGAUUUUAUUCGUAAUUAUUAAAUUGUGUUAUUUUAUGUAAACAAUAUUCACAUAUCUUAAAAAACCUUGUGAUUUACAAUAUAAGCUUUGAAAUAAAUUUCAAU
Molecule: messenger RNA, 7226 nt
Organism: Galleria mellonella (greater wax moth)
Lineage: Eukaryota; Metazoa; Arthropoda; Insecta; Lepidoptera; Pyralidae
Exons: 13
Coding region: 278-2950 (890 amino acids)
Source: RefSeq, a predicted model, not a curated record